GUUUGCACCAUAAAGAAGAAGAAAUAUGAAAAAAAAGGUUCGGGUAUACUGAAUGGAACGAGAUAUAUCCAUUGUUAAGGAGAAGAAUUCACAGUUUGGCUUAUAAAUUAUAAACUUCACUGAACGGAACGAGCCACACAGCCUACACUGUAAAACAGAAGAAUUAUGAAAAUUAGUAGGCUGUACAAAGGUUUUUUAACUACCUCUUUGUGCUCUAUAGCUCAGGAACGACAACGAAAUAAAGUAAUUAAAAAAUUCAAUCUCAAUCAUUAAGUAGAAGCAGCUUCAGAAUGCUCUACUGAACAAUGGCAAUCCUUGACUAUUACCUCAAACAGUACUUUCAUAGUUGUCAAUGGCUGUUCAAAUCUUGUGGAAUCCUCAAAAGAAUAAAACCACCAUGUUAUUUGUCUGGCAAACGCUUGCCCUUCAGUUCAGAAUGUUUACAACUUCUUCUGUCAAUCUCAAAGAUGUGAAAGUAGGAAUUCAGAUCUUAAAUGCUGUGGAUCAACAUGUAGACUCUUCUACUCACAUUUCUCCUUUGCAGGUUUGUGUUGAAAGAAAAUCUGUAACAGAUGGAAAACUAAUACAUGCCCACAUCAAAACGAGGGGAUCUCAGCGGGACAACAUUAUUUGGAAUGCCCUUGCUAACAUGUAUGCUAGCUGUGGAACUCUGGCUGACGCUACCAGAGUUUUUAACACCAUUCCUGUACCUGAUGUUUGCUCAUGGUCUGUAAUUAUUUCCGCUUAUUCCAGACAUGGAUUUACACAAGAGGCUUUGCAAAUGUUUAACCAAAUGGCUGAAACAGGUGUACACCCAGACCACUUUAUUUUCUCAACUGUUUUCUCAGCUUGCGCAAAAUUAAAAGCUUUAGAACAGGGUAUGAAGAUCCAUGAAGAAGCAAUCAAGAGUGGAUUUGAUAAGCAUGUAUUUGUACAGAGUGCCCUGGUAGACAUGUAUGCAAAAUGCCAUAAACUGGAGAUUGCACGUAAACUGUUUGACAAAAUUCCUCGACGAGACGUGGUAACUUGGACACUUAUUAUUGCCGGGUACGCUCAGAAUGGAAGGGAAAUGGAAGCCCUGAAGCUGUUUCAACAAAUGAGAUUGGAAGGCUUGAACCUAAAUCCUACGACAUUUGCUGUUGUUCUACCUGCCUGUGCGAAUUUGGCAGCUCUGGAAAAGGGCAUGGAGAUUCAUAAAGAGAUAAUUAGAUGUGGAUUUCAUUCCGAUGUUUUUGUGCAGAGUGCUCUCAUAAACAUGUAUGCAAAAUGUUGCGAUUUGGAGAAGGCACGCAGUUUCUUUGACAAAAUGUCUGUAAGGGAUACAGUUUCCUGGACAGCUAUGAUUGUGGGAUAUACACAAAAUGGGCAUAUGGAUGAGGCUAUGAAGCUAUUUCAGAAAAUGUCUGAAAGAAGCAUCGUCUCGUGGACAGCGAUGAUUGCAGGAUAUGCACAAAAUGGGAGCAGUGUUGAAGCCCUGAAACUGUUUCAAGAAAUGAAAUCUGCAGGUGUAAUGCUAGAUUCAAAAACUUUUGCUAGUGUUCUUCCAGCAUGUGGCAACAUGGUAGCUCUGGGAAAAGGAAUCGAAAUUCACGAAGAAAUAAUUAGGAAUGGAUUUCAGUCUGAUGUCUCUGUGGUUAAUGCUCUUAUAGAUAUGUAUGCGAAAUGCGGAAACUUAGGCAAGGCACAAAAACUAUUUGAUGAAAUGAAUGAAAGAACUGUUAUUUCAUGGACAGCGAUGAUUGCAGGAUAUGCUAUGCAUGGCCAUGGCAGAGAAGCCCUCAAACUUUUUAAAAAAAUGGAAGACUCUGGAAUUCGUCCAAACCAAGUCACCUUUGUCUGUGUAUUGUCCGCUUGCUGCCACGCUGGCCUAGCGGAAGAAGGUAUUCAAUAUUUCAACAAAAUGAGUGACUAUUAUAAUGUCACACCUGUGAUGGAGCACUAUAAUUGCAUUGUUGAUCUGCUUGGCCGUGCUGGAUGCCUGGAUGCAGCAAUAAGUUUUAUCAACAAUAUGCCAAUAAAACCUGAUGCUGCCAUGUGGGGAUGUCUACUUAGUUCCUGUAGAAUACAUAAUAAUAUUGAGUUAGGGGAACAGGUGGCCGAACGCCUUUUUGAGUUGGAACCUAGCAAUUCUGGCACUUAUGUUCUCCUUUCAAACAUUUAUGCCGCAGCUGGUAAAUGGAAUGACGUUGAUAAGGUGCAGAAAAUCAUGAGAGUUAGAGGAGUGAAAAAGACACCUGGAUGCAGUUGGAUUGAGGUUAAUAAAGAGCUGCACAGUUUCCUUGUAGGAGACAGAUCACACCCUCAAAUGCAAGCAAUCUAUACAGAGUUGGACAGACUGUAUGGAGAGAUGAAGGCCACAGGAUAUGUUCCUGAUACAAGGUUUGUGUUGAAUGACAUAGAAGAAGAGCAAAAGGAGCAAGCUCUUUGCCAUCAUAGUGAGAAACUGGCAAUUGCAUUUGGGCUAUUAAACACACCCGAUGGUGAAACUAUCCGGGUUAUCAAAAACCUUCGAGUUUGUGGUGACUGCCAUUCUGCAAUCAAGUGCUUCUCCAAUAUUGUCACACGAGAAAUCAUUGUGAGAGAUACCAAUAGAUAUCAUCAUUUUAAAGACGGACAGUGUUCUUGUGGGGAUUAUUGGUGAUAUUAACUUGAGCUUUAAACCUGGCAUGCAUUUAAUGAUUUUGUGGUAACACAACUUUGCAUUGGUAGCAAGGAGUCUCGUUUAUUUUUA
Molecule: messenger RNA, 2731 nt
Organism: Cryptomeria japonica (Japanese cedar)
Lineage: Eukaryota; Viridiplantae; Streptophyta; Pinopsida; Cupressales; Cupressaceae
Product: pentatricopeptide repeat-containing protein At3g26782, mitochondrial
Exons: 1
Coding region: 353-2641 (762 amino acids)
Biological process (GO): RNA modification
Molecular function (GO): protein binding; zinc ion binding; RNA binding
Source: RefSeq, a predicted model, not a curated record